AUGGAGGUUCUGCCUGUGCAUCCCGGACCUGCAUCGCUAGAGCUACUGUUGCUACAGGCCGAGCAUAGGUCUUCAUAUGUAUGGGAUGGGCAGCGUUUCUCCCAGACAUUCCGCGCCAGACAUAUAGACGAUAUGUGGGAGUUCAUUGGGGCCCACUCACUCCAUCCCCGUAUAGUUAGACGCCUUCAGGAUACGGGUUUCUACAGGAUUAUAGAGAUCGGUCGGUUGCAGUUCGACUGGGCGUUGAUCACGGCUAUGAUAGAGCUGUGGCGACCGGAGACACACACGUUUCAUCUACCCAUCGGCGAGGCUACUAUCACACUUAAGGACGUGGAGGUUCUUUUUGGUCUGCCGGUUGAUGGACUACCUGUAGCUUACCCGCAUGCUCUUAGAGAAUAUACGGGAUUGCAUUACAUGCAGAUGUUGCAACGACUCACCGGCUAUUGGCUUACAUCUAUUCUACCAGUUAGGACUGCAGAUGCAAUAACAUACCGGCGAGAGAGCGACAUCUUUGCACGUGGAUGGUUGGCAGGUUACAGAUCUGGCUACCCGGACAUUGAGGCUUCUGGUAUUUUUGCACCUACGAAGAAGAAAUUGCAGGUGCGAGAGCGCACGUACGGAGAGGUGCGAGAAGAGCUGGACUUGAUAGUCUCUGCAGGUGCGGAGAAAUUGUGCGCAUCAGCGGCUCCGUAG
This is a messenger RNA of Nicotiana tabacum (common tobacco), 693 nucleotides long. NCBI's taxonomy places the organism in Eukaryota, Viridiplantae, Streptophyta, Magnoliopsida, Solanales, Solanaceae. The record is from RefSeq and is a predicted model, not a curated record.